Molecule: messenger RNA, 677 nt
Organism: Panicum hallii
Lineage: Eukaryota; Viridiplantae; Streptophyta; Magnoliopsida; Poales; Poaceae
Product: putative lipid-transfer protein DIR1
Exons: 1
Coding region: 67-378 (103 amino acids)
Biological process (GO): systemic acquired resistance
Molecular function (GO): fatty acid binding
Source: RefSeq, a predicted model, not a curated record
AUCAACCAAAUCUUCAGCCUAAACCUAACAACCACCCAGAGCUACAACAUCCUUGAGCACAUAACCAUGGCAAAGGCACAGACAAUGGGCGCGCUCCUGACCAUCUUGGUGGUCCUCGCCACGUCGGCCGAGAUGGCACACGGCAUCUGCAACCUGUCCAGCAAUGGCAUCAGGGCAUGCCAGCCGGCGGCGGCCAUCCGCAACCCGACCGAGCAGCCCUCGGCUGCGUGCUGCGCCGCCCUGGCCGGGGCCGACCUGCCGUGCCUGUGCCGGUACAAGAACGCCGCCGGCGUGUGGGUGAGGUUCUACAGGAUCGACAUCAACCGCGCCAUGGGCCUGCCCGGCAAGUGCGGCCUCGCCAUGCCGGCCAACUGCUGAUCAUCAAUGGCGAACAGAGCUGUGCUUAGCAUGCUGUCUACGUCGGAGCAUGCACAUCGCUAGUAGUAAUUUCGUAUUAUACGGCUACGAGAUUGAAUAAAUGAAGCACUUAAAAGACUGAUAAUGUCUGGGCUUCUUCUCCUGGUGCUGCACUGCAAUAUAUUUCAUGAGCUGCGAGUGAGCUCAUCAAUCAGUGCAGAACAAAGUGUCAGGACUGUCUUAUGAAUAUGUGUGUCUUUUGUCCACUGCAAAGUUGGACUUAUUAAUAUGAAUGUCUGAAUGGGCAAAUUUGGCGUGAA